This is a messenger RNA of Octopus bimaculoides (California two-spot octopus), 4882 nucleotides long. RefSeq lists its product as uncharacterized. Gene Ontology annotation, molecular function: chitin binding. The record is from RefSeq and is a predicted model, not a curated record. Lineage: Eukaryota; Metazoa; Mollusca; Cephalopoda; Octopoda; Octopodidae. Gene Ontology annotation, cellular component: extracellular region.
AUUUACUUUACUUUUGAUUUCGACUCUGCAUGACUACCAUCUUAUAACUUCCUUAUUUACUCACACUUCUCUCUUCUGUUUUUGUUGAUUUCCCUCUCUCUCUUUUACUCCAUUUUCUUUGACUCUUGCUGUCUUUAUCUCUCACUUUCUUUCACGAUCAAUCUUUUUCUAGCAUUUGAGAGAAACGAUUUCGUUUCUCUUUUUACAUCAAAUGUGUCCAGUAAGAGCGACAUGAUAUCUCUUGUAAACUCUCUCAGCGGACUUUUACAAUGAAGUGGAGAAAUUCGGAUAAAACACAGACACUUCCGACAUGGAUUGUACAGUUCAGAGAGACAGAUAUACCAAACUUACCUCGGUUAACUUUGAUCAGUGACCACCCGCUGGUGCGUUACGAAGGAGCCAAAUUUAAGGAAGAACGUUACAUUCCGAUCACAGUACCAUCACCGGAUAUAAUCAGUACUAAGCGCACGUAUUCACCUUGCUUGCUGGGUAUGAUAAUUGCAUUUGUUGCAGUUGUCACGGUAACGGCGAUCACUCUAAGUGUCUUUUUAACUAUUUCAAGUCACAACACAGAUGACAAUGGAACGACUUUUAACAUGUCUUUAAGUGUGGAAAACAGGAAGUUUAUACCGGAAAUGACAAACUUGUUAUCAACUGUGUCUCAACAAUUUUCUCAACAAAUAUGCAGAUCGAUUUUAUACCGACUGACUCCUAUCAAUUCCAGAAAACUCUGUCAUGUCACGAAUCUCACGAAUGGAAGUGUUGUUAUCAACUUUAGCGUGACAUUCUUCAAAACUGCCGUUAACGAAAGUGAAGUCUUAUUCCUCCUCAAAGGGUUCAACACUAGAGAUACUUUUCGUUUCUCCAAGGUUCAAGUCUACCUUACACCAGCUCAACUACAGUCCCAGACUGCUAAUCCAUCAGAUAGUCCAAGUUCCCAGUUCCUAGAAACGAAAUCUUCAACUGUUGCCAAACUGACAUCACAGGGUCAGCUAGAUGGAGGCACAUCAACGCAAGUUCAGCCCAUAUACAAAGUAACACAGACAUUGAUUAAUACUAAAGUCAUGCAAUUAUCUACACUGGAUAAUAUUCAACAAUCGACCGUUGAGAAAAGUUCUCUUAAAAUGGUAACCCCGGGAGUAAAUGAGAUGACAAAUAAUGAUAUAACUACGAAUGAUAUUAAUGGGAAUACGCUCUCAUUUUCAGAUCAUUCAUUCACAAGUAAAUUAACAUCACAUGAAGAAAUUCAUUCAGGAGUUUCACUACCGGUAUCAAAUGUUACUCAAUCAAAUGAGGUUUUUUCUACAGAUAGUUAUACUCCAUCAAAUAUUGUUACUGAAAACGACAACACUCUUCUGUCUGUUUUGUAUGAAAGCACAACAUCAGAAGUCGUCGAUGUAACUACAUCUGGAAAUACGUCACUGAUAAUGAGCAUCACAACAACUGGCAUUGAUUAUUCGUCACAAAACACAGCACAAAAUUUGACAUCGUUUACAAACACAAGGGAUAUUGCUGACGUCACUCCAUUGAUUUCUUCUGAAAGACAGACAAACGUAGCCGAACUAUCGCAAAACCCAGAAUAUGAUGGAAUUUCAGAAACUAGUACCAAUAACAUUUACAACACGAACAAUAAUAACGACAUGGUAUCUGAUAAUUCCAUGUUCACACUUGUGACAAUAUCAUACUUUGGUUCUGAACUUGCUGGGGAUGAUGACAUUGAUGUGAGUACAGUGAGAGAAAACUCGCCGCUGUUCGUGUCAGGCUGGACAUCUUUAACAGACAGUAGUCUUGCUCAAGAUUUUUCUAGGUCGACGGAAAUAACUGAAUUAAAUAACAUGAUAAUAACUAAGCCGUUGACAUCUGAAAAUUACAAAACUGAAGAUUAUCUCACUGAUACAAAUAAAAAUGUUAAAAAUUCAGAGAUUUCAACGAUAGCCUUUACAGAAAUGACAGAAAAAUUUUCACCUGACAUUAUCAAUAAACCAUCAACUUUCAACACAGAUUAUAAGGACAUUACAGAAACCUCAGUAACCAGUAUGCAGACACUUGAUGAUGAAUUAUUUACACCAGGAUCGAUAUUUACCACGAACGAUCUCACAAAUUUUGAUGUAACUAAUACUGAAGAAAUUCCAGUUUCGCCCACAACAGUCCAAACGGCUGAUUUUCUGCUUCCUACUGACAAGAAUAAACCAGAAACAACCAGCCAAGCUGACAUAAUGUUCACUUCCGACCUUACAACACCUGAUGAACGUUUAACCAUGUACGAUACCUCACGACCAACGGUGAAUUCUAUAACUAAUAUCGAAGAUAUUACGACGGUUGAUAUGAAAGAGAGAGAUAUCACAACACUUGAUAUUAACUAUAACACUCAAAGUAUUAUACAUGAUUUGACAUCGCAUAGCGACGUAAGAGAUACUAGCAACAUCACACCAGAUGUGAGCAACAUUACUCCAGAUUUUACGGCAUCUGGAGAUAUCACUGACUCGACACAAAUCACAAUGUCACAAACUCAUGAUUAUACGAAACACAAUACUACACAAGAUGUAUCACUUUCUACAGAAACAACAGAUUCUACUACAUACAUUAUUGUUACACCGAAAGACACUCCACCUUAUACACUGGUAACAACACCUGAUAUUGUCAGUACAACAUAUGAUAACGUCAAAGAAGUAUCCACAGUAUCUAAUACAAUAUCAUACCUGGCUUCAGGUUCAACUUUAAAUUUUGUUACCUCUGAUACAAUCAACACGGAAGCCUAUAACUCAACACCUAUAAUUACUUCUGGAAGCCUGAAACCACAGACCACUCCUGUUACCGAAAACAUAUAUACAGAACACACACUGGUUCAAUCGCAGUCGAUGACGGAUAUUUCAUUAACGACAACGGAGCCGGUUCUUACCACAACUGAUGUUUCACCAACCUUAAAUUUAAUGCAAGAUGGAGCCAACCUGAACAGAAUAAUUUGUCAGGGGAAUAAUAUAGCCGAAUUUACGAAGCUAACAGUAUACGCCGCAGCAAAGAUUAAAGAUGAACCUGAACUUAAAAUAGUUUGUAACCGCACAUCAUGUGAAACAAGUAGUUGGUGGUCUGCCAGAAUACAGAUAGACUUAAUCAUCGACAAUACAACUGUACAAACUUGCCUGACCUUCUCAUCUGAUACAUGUUCAGUUUCUAAACAAUUCAGCUGCUUUUUAUCCUUCGAUGACAAUGAAUUAGUUGAUUCGAAAACGUUCACUAUCAUAGUUCCUCCGAAAACAGCCAUAUUAAGACAUAAGAAAGGAAUAUCAGCAAACUGGCAGACUGAUAUCGAGUGUUUCAUUAUUGGAGCCAAACCGUCAGCUGUUUGGCUAGAAAAACGACCGAUUUUAUUAACCAACUUCAGCGAGUAUAAAACUUCAGUGUAUACAGAUAUUCAAAAAGAUGGAUGUUUUUAUAAAAGUCACUACCGAUUUGCUGUCAAAUUCCCUACUUCUUUCAACUUAUCGAUAAUUCGCUGCGCGGUGAAUAUCACCUCAAACUACAAAACCUUUUUUACUAACGAACACGAAUUGAAAUUAAUACCGGAAGAUUACUGUGCUGAUGGGCAUAUCUUCAAAGUCUACCCGUUUGAUGCUUGUAGUGAAUCGUUCGUGCAUUGUGCAAAUAACUACAGCUACAUCGCAAAUUGCCCAGACCAUCAUUGCAUUGACGCAGAUAUCGGAAUAUGUGUGAUGUGUGACUGCAAUCAGAGCAAGUCAGUAACUGGAACAUAUGAGAAAAACAAAUCAACUUUACGAUAUGAAGAUUGUUUCUUCGAAUGCUCUUGUAUUGCCGGAGGAACAGACUUUGAUCAUGCAGCUAUUAGAGGAAAUUGCACUCAUUACUUAUACUGCUAUGGUGAAAGUGAACAUGUGAUAGCUUGUCCGAAUGGAUAUUUCUAUAACUACAAAUCAGAACAAGGAACAAUCCCAUGUGAAAGAACAGCUGACAACUGUAGCCCUUAACUAUUAUCAUUGUUGCAAUUGCAUAGAUGUAAUUGUUGUAAUGACAUGUUCACAAAGCACAAAACUCUCUUAUGUCCGUUUAAACCUCCUACUUGCUGUGUGUCGAUAGUGAUUCUAUACAUAAACAACACAAACUUUACAGGGAAGAUUAUUCUAAAAUUUGUUGCACCGUUCGUCCCUUCUAUAUUCUUUAGUACUAAAACUUGAGUGAAUAUUCUUUUACAGGGAAGCAAAAUGAGCAACUAGAAUAAAAUUCUUUGUGGCCUUAGUGUUGACCAGCUAAAAAUUGCCAUCCAUUUUGCUAAAACCAGACAUAUUUAUGACUUUAGAAAACUGAAACAUGACACAUUAGAAAGUAACACAUAUUUUAUAAUUGUCUGAUUUUCUUGUCACUGAAGUUGUGUUACCUUUUCAUCGAGCACGAUGCUACUGCUGCUGUUGCGGCAGCGACUACUACUACUACUACUACUACUACUACUACUACUACUACUACUACUGUUGCUGCUGCUUCCCCCUGCUGCUGUGUUCAUUGCAAUGACAUUGGGUAAUCUACUUCAAUAUUUCCUUUUUGCUUCAGACAGAUGUCUCUUAAGAGAAGAAAAAGAAACCGCAUGUUUUCCCAGCUACAGUACCAUACUACAAAUAUAUUUCAUUUCAAUUAAGAGAUGUGAAACGUCUCAUCCAACUUUUGCUUAAUAAUAUACCAGUUAUAAAAUGCUAUGCCUGGGAAUCUCCCAAGUGACAGAAGUUAAAACUUACCAGAACGCUUGUUUGUAUGAAAAAAUAAAGAUAGAAUGCCUUCCCAAGAAAAAAGAAUAGUAUUGUGUAAAAAAAAAACCCCAUACAAAACCUGGUUACUUUAACAUGUUCUUGCAAUAAUUAAAUAAGAAUAAGACAUC